Cryptomeria japonica (Japanese cedar) is the source of this 2201-nucleotide messenger RNA. Its product is annotated as NAD-capped RNA hydrolase DXO1. Gene Ontology annotation, biological process: NAD-cap decapping; nuclear-transcribed mRNA catabolic process. Gene Ontology annotation, cellular component: nucleus; cytosol. The transcript has 13 exons. Gene Ontology annotation, molecular function: mRNA 5'-diphosphatase activity. The coding region runs from base 453 to 2033 and encodes 526 amino acids. The record is from RefSeq and is a predicted model, not a curated record. Lineage: Eukaryota; Viridiplantae; Streptophyta; Pinopsida; Cupressales; Cupressaceae.
AGUGAUUUAAUUCAUUAAAAGUACUAUUCGGUACUAUUGCGGGCGCGAAUUAUUUCUUACUGCUCUGAUUUGUUUCGAUCAGAUACAUUGCCUUACACGUAACAAGUCUGAUCAUUCAAAUUCACAAACAAUCCAAAGGUGGAGAAAGAAGAAACCCCCCUUUCUAAUACCGUAAGGCAGGAAAGGGAAAGUAACCUGUAUAGAUUUUUUCACGUGGGUAUUAUAUUUUCAUCAGUUUUUUCGUCCCAUGUGUGUGGUUGCUGGAAAGGAGUUCAGGGGUGUUUUUAGGUGUGGCUUUAAUUCAUUUUUCUUCUGUAGAAUAUCGAGUUACAGGUUUGGGUUCAAGGCAAUUGUCAUCUUUGUAGCCUGGAUUUUUCUAUACUGAAACACCCAUACAUAGUUUCAUAAUUUAAUUCUUUUGGUAGGAGUAUUGCAUUUUUUGAAGUAUUAACAUGGAUCGAUCAGAGGAUGAAGUGGAUAUAUCUGAAGUAGAAGAUGAACAGAAGAAGGGGCAAUCGGGGAGUGAAGUAGAAGAUAGCGAGCAAUCAUCAUCAUCUUCUUCGGAUGGGCAUGAAUCAGAUGAUGCAAGCGGUGAUAGCAGUGGGAGCGGGAGUAGAGAUGAGGGUGCAAGUGUUGCUGGUAGUGGGGCUGGCAGUGGUGCCAGUGCCAGCAGUGGGAGUAGCAGUGGUGGUGACAGCGGUAGGGAUGAAGAAGAAGAUAAUGCAAAUGAGAUGGAAGAGGAUGCAGCAGAAGAUCUAUUUGCCUCAGAUAAUGAGGACUACCACCGGACUUUGCCUGACAGCCAGUUGCCUAUACCUAGCUAUCCUGCAAUUGCACGUCAUCUCAACAACUCCAACCGUUCUAAUGCUGGGCGUGGUCGGUGGCAAUCUGGAAAUGCUAAUGAUAGGGGUCCUCCAUUGCUUCCAUUGCCGGGAACUUACCAACAAAGGAAAUUUCAUGGUUCCAGUUCUGGGAAUUCUAAGUUUCAACAAGGAGCUCGACGCCCAGAAGGGCUUGUUGCUGAUUUAAAGCUUUUCAAGAAUGAAGAAACUCUAUCAAUGAAAUGUCCCCAAUUUCAACAACCUUCCGAGAUUGCAUGUUACAGUAGAGCUAUGGAUGGAAGUGUCUAUUUCGAUAAUCAAUGUCUGAGACUUUUCCGGCGUGGUUUGCUUGAAGAGUUAGGAGCAGACCUGAAUGAAGGCUUCGAGACAUUUGUAGAGAAAAGAGAAGACUUGGAGUGUCAUGGAUUCGGUGACCUGCUUGCUUGCAUAAGGAAUGCAAAUAUUCCACUUACGAAUAUUCAUUUUGUGACUUUUCGUAACAACCUUAACAAGAUCUUAGAAACUGCAUACAACCGGUUUGAUCCGUGGGAGAUGGGGGUGCACAAGAGAAAUGGAACUGUUUAUCUUGAUGUGCAUAAGCUUCCUGAAAGACCACAGACUGAAAUAGACCGCCGAAGAACAUACUGGGGCUAUUCUUUUGAGCAGCUUGCCACACAAGAUCCUAAUGAAGGUGAAAGUAAAGAUUCACACAUAGUAGAUGCAAAUGUUGAGUACUGUGCUGUAUUACGAACAAAACUGGGUGCUCAUCGCAUUAUUAUGGGUGCUGAAAUGGACUGCUAUGAUAAGAGUAGCAAGGAUGGCAGAAAGUACUACAUUGAACUGAAAACUAGCCGUGAGUUGGAAAACCGAACUGUAGAACGCUUUGAGAAGCAGAAACUGUUGAAAUACUGGAUCCAAUCAUUUUUAGCUGGAGUUCCUCGCAUAAUAAUUGGUUUCAGGGAUGAUGAAGGUAGGCUUCUGCGCACUCAAGCUUUAGGAACAGAAGAGAUAAGACACAGUGUGAAGGGAAAAAAUUAUUGGCAGGGUGGUGUUUGCCUGUCUUUUGCCGAUGAAGUUUUGUGUUGGCUAUAUGGUACAGUUAAGGAGAAUCAAGAUUAUGUUCUUCAGUUUGUGCCAUCAGCAAAUCGCAUAGAGCUUUUGCAAUCGAAUUCAUGCCCAACUUUGAUAACAAGCCAUGUAGAGAAAUUGUAAAUUAAUCUAUGGAUGGUGCGUUGUACCAUGCUCAUUUUUGUAGCGAGCCUCCCAUAAUCCAUAUGUUGAAUCGAGCAAUAAAAUCACUCUUGAUGUUUAUGUUCCCUUAAUAUGUGCAAUUCUUUUCUCUACUUUCAUAAUAUGAUAAAAUAAAUUUUGCUUGUUUUA